Messenger RNA from Punctularia strigosozonata HHB-11173 SS5, 2538 nucleotides. RefSeq names its product kinase-like protein. Gene Ontology annotation, biological process: peptidyl-serine phosphorylation; autophagy. The record is from RefSeq and is a predicted model, not a curated record. NCBI's taxonomy places the organism in Eukaryota, Fungi, Basidiomycota, Agaricomycetes, Corticiales, Punctulariaceae. The transcript has 4 exons. Bases 1 to 2538 code for a protein of 845 amino acids. Gene Ontology annotation, molecular function: protein serine/threonine kinase activity; ATP binding. Gene Ontology annotation, cellular component: cytoplasm.
AUGCCCUCCAAACCAUCCACCCCACCGCCCGCUCUCGGGACCCUCAUCGACAACGGCGCCCUCGAGCUCGUCGAGAUCCUCGGCUACGGCGGCUACGGCGUCGUCUACCGUGCCGUCUCCACCGCCCCCAGCUCAAGAUACGGCGGCAAACAGGAGCAGUUCGCAGUGAAGUGCCUCGUCCAUUCCCAAUCACCACGCCACCGCCAGCUGCACAUCCGCGAGAUCACCCUGCACCGACUGGCGUCCGCGCACAAGAACGUCGUCACCCUCCACCGGGUGAUCGAGGACUCCGAAUACACCUACAUCAUCAUGGACUACUGCCCCGACGGCGACCUCUUCGCCCAGAUCCUUCAUCAACGCAGGUAUCUCGGCUACGACGCCCUCAUCAAGCACGUCUUCUUGCAGCUCCUUGACGCCGUUGAGCACUGCCAUUCACUCGGCAUCUACCACCGCGAUCUGAAGCCGGAGAACAUUCUGUGCUACGAUGACGGUUUACGGAUCGGCAUCACCGAUUUCGGCCUCGCCACGACCGACAAAACGAGCCAGGAGUUCCGAACUGGCAGUAUUUACCAUAUGAGUCCCGAAUGCCAAGGUGGCCGUUUUGCGCCGACCGGUACUUAUUCGCCGCUAUUUAACGACAUCUGGUCGCUGGGCAUCAUCCUGCUCAACCUCGCCACCGGCCGCAACCCAUGGAAAUCCGCUUCCCUCUCGGACCCCACAUUCCACGCGUACCUCCAGAGCCCCCACAACUUCCUCCCGACUGUCCUGCCCAUUUCCGAUGAGCUCAACGACGUCCUCAUCCGCACGCUCGAGGUCGAUUGGCGCAAGAGGAUAACCCUCCGCGAACUGCGUCGACAGAUCCGUCUGAUUGACAGCUUCUACAGCGAAGACGCUAUCUUCGAGGGCAGCAUGGCGCGGUGUCCGUGGGAGGCGGGCGUGGACCUUGAUAGCGAGUCGGAGGAAUCGGAUAUCCAGCCCGCGGACCCUCCGGUGCAGAAGGAGCCCGAGCACGCGCGCAAGCCAGAGCUCAAGAUCAACGUCGAGGUGGCGAAGCCGGCAGAGUCGGAGCCGCCGAUCCAGGUCGUGCAGGAGAAGCCGGUCACUCCGGCCGAGGUUCAGUCUUCUUGGAGUAGGGGCUCGGAUUCCGACAUGGUCUUCGCGGUCAAUUCGGCUGUCGAGUCCGAUACCACAUCGUGGGCCUCCGUGGGUCAUCCCACGGAAGAGGGCGAGAUCGUCCAGCAGCAGCAAGUACAAGUCAGCGACUGGACCGACUACUCGCCCUCGCACACAUCAUGGGAGGAGGCGCACGUACGGUCAUGUGCGCCGUCGCCUUCCUCUUCGAAGGCCGCGCGCUGCGGCGAGGCGCAGUGGUCGACAUCUCCUACCCACACCAUCUCGCAAAGGCGCUCGCCAACCUCGACCGUGCCCACCAUCGUCAAAGCGGACAGCAAUCCUUGGUCCUCGACGCCGUCAACAACGUACGACUCGUCGGCAUCCGAAUCGUCGGAGUCGUCGCCGGAGUCCAUCGCGUCCCUCCCUGUCACGCCUCGCGCGACGGACGCAAUGUCCGACUCGUCGUCCAUGAACUCCCUCCUCAUCCCUCCUUCGAGCCGCCGCCUCACCAUCGACACCGCCAUCAUCCAACCCGCGUAUUACGGCGACGACGAGGGCAACUAUUCGCCUGAGUCAUCUCUGAUGCAUACUGCCGUCGAGAGCUUGAUUCGCUCUCCCUGGGCGUCCGGAAUGGGCCCCUGGACUGGAGCUGAGUCGUUCUAUGUCGGCAGCGAGGCCUCCGGGCCUAUCGCAGAAGGGAAGACACCGGUUGACUUGUUUGCCCCUCGCGGGGACUCCGCGCUGGACAUCGCCAUGCUCGACUCCGAGUCAGAGUCGGAUUCCGAUUUCGACGCCGACGACGAGGACGCCGAGCCUCGCAGCGCGACCAUCGCCUCCAUCCGAUCAAUGUCGGGCUCGGAUGCGAGCUCAGUUCCGCGCUCGGCCAUCACCCUCGACCUUGCGGAAGCGACAAUCACUGAUGUCGAAGACACGCUGACUGCUGCCUCGCCUAUGGUUAUCUCACCGCGGUUUGAUCAAGCUGCCGGCUCCCAGCAGCUGCUGGCGCUCCUGUCCACCCCUGCUGUCGAGCCUAGCAAGCCCUCGUCCUCCACCAGCAUCAUCGUCGACGAGGUCGCUCGCUCACCACAAUCAGGCAAGCACCGACCUGAAAGCAAGCGUCGCGGCUCCGGGCGGUUCAAUCCGAUACGCAUGGCUCUCCGCUCCCUUUCUCCUCAUUCGCGUUCGCGCAACUCCCGUUCCUCUUCCCGUUCAUCCUCCACCCCCCGCAACGACACCUUGAAGCCGGGUGCCAGCACCGAGUUCGCCUGGACGAGCCUGACGCUGAUGACCGCCCACGCACCCUCCCCACCCGACUCUUCGGUGGUGAAGCAAGUCUUCCCCCAACACGAGCGUGGUCGCCGUCCGCUGCGCAGACGGCACAACUGGUUCGGGAGCGGCAAACUGUUCGCUGCAGGGGCUUCGUGA